Messenger RNA from Cryptococcus wingfieldii CBS 7118, 141 nucleotides. RefSeq lists its product as hypothetical. The transcript is spliced from 2 exons. Gene Ontology annotation, molecular function: proton transmembrane transporter activity. The record is from RefSeq and is a predicted model, not a curated record. Lineage: Eukaryota; Fungi; Basidiomycota; Tremellomycetes; Tremellales; Cryptococcaceae. Gene Ontology annotation, biological process: proton motive force-driven ATP synthesis. The coding region runs from base 1 to 141 and encodes 46 amino acids.
AUGGCCACCCCUACCGUCAACGUCGUCCGUUGGUCCGCUCUCCUCACCGGUAUCACCUACGGGGUCUUCCACCAGUCCACACUACAGACCAAGUACGACGAGGACAAGGCAAGUACCGGCUCAGCAAGCUGUCGGGGCUGA